This is a messenger RNA of Loxodonta africana (African savanna elephant), 2007 nucleotides long. It is a transcript of the gene DENND2D, whose product is annotated as DENN domain containing 2D. Gene Ontology annotation, cellular component: nucleoplasm; cytosol. The transcript is spliced from 12 exons. NCBI's taxonomy places the organism in Eukaryota, Metazoa, Chordata, Mammalia, Proboscidea, Elephantidae. The record is from RefSeq and is a predicted model, not a curated record. Bases 163 to 1563 code for a protein of 466 amino acids.
CGGGGGUUGGGCUGGAGCCCGGAAGGUGCGCCGCCCCGCCCCGGGCAUGUCUCCUCGACCUACCCUCGCGUGAAAGUGAAAGUGUCGGGGCCAGCGGAGGUAGAGGAUUGGGGGGCGGGGCCGCCGCGGACCCUGGAGCGGGCGCCGGGCACCGGAGGGGCCAUGGAUGGGCUCGGCCGCCGCCUCCGAGCCAGCCUGAGACUGAAGCGCGGCCGUGGGGAAUCUUCCCAGGACAAUACAGGGGAAGCUGUAAAGGAACUGGAAAGGGCCCAGGAGCUCCCUCCACCCAAGCCCUUUGGAGGACAGCACUUCUUUGAGUACCUUCUUGUGGUUUCUCUCAAACAAAAGCGUUCCGGGGAUGAUUAUGAGCCUACAAUCACCUACCAGUUUCCCAAGCGGGAGAACCUGCUACGGGGCCAACAGGAGGAGGAGGAACGGCUGCUCAGUGCCAUCCCCUUGUUCUGCUUCCCAGAUGGGAAUGAGUGGGCACCUCUCACUGAGUAUCCCAGGGAGACAUUCUCCUUCGUUCUGACCAACGUGGACGGGAGCAGGAAGAUUGGAUACUGCAGGCGCGUCUUGCCUGCUGGCCGCGGCCCUCGCCUUCCCAAAGUGUACUGCAUCCUCAGCUGCAUCGGCUGCUUCGGCUUGUUCUCCAAGAUCCUGGAUGAAGUGGAGAAGCGGCAUCAGAUCUCCACGGCGGUCAUCUACCCGUUCAUGCAGGGCCUCCGAGAGGCGGCCUUCCCUGCUCCUGGGAAGACUGUCACCCUCAAGAGCUUCAUCCCUGACUCAGGCACUGAGUUCAUCUCCCUGACACGGCCCCUGGAUUCCCACCUAGAGCACGUGGACUUCAGUUCUCUGUUACAGUGUCUCAGUUUUGAGCAGAUUCUGCAGAUCUUUGCCUCUGCGGUGUUUGAGAGAAGAAUCAUUUUCCUGGCAGAAGGCCUCAGCACCCUCUCCCAGUGCAUCCACGCCACUGCUGCGCUGCUCUACCCCUUCAGCUGGGCGCACACCUACAUCCCUGUCGUCCCCGAGAGCCUUCUGGCCACCGUCUGCAGCCCCACCCCAUUCAUGGUUGGAGUGCAAAUGCGGUUUCAGCAGGAGGUUAUGGACAGCCCCAUGGAAGAGGUCCUGCUGGUCAAUCUUUGUGAAGGAACCUUUUUAAUGUCGGUUGGUGAUGAAAAAGACAUUUUACCACCCAAACUUCAGGAUGACAUCUUAGACUCUCUUGGUCAGAAGACCGAAGAGUUACAGACUUCAGAACAAAUCAAUGAACAUGUUUCAGGCCCGUUUGUGCAGUUCUUUGUCAAGACGGUGGGCCACUAUGCUUCCUAUAUCAAGCGGGAGGCAAAUGGGCAUGGCUCCUUCCAAGAACGGUCAUUCUAUAAGGCUCUGACCUCCAAGGCCAGCCGCCGAUUCGUGAAGAAGUUUGUGAAGACACAGCUCUUCUCCCUGUUCAUCCAAGAAGCUGAAAACAGCAAGAAACCUCCUGCAGGCUAUUUCCAGCGGAAAAUACUUGAAUAUGAGGAACAAAAGAAACAGAAGAAACCAGGGAAAAGGUUGUGAAAUAAGAACUGUGGUGAACAGGUGUGAAGAGACCUACAGGCCAUUUCUGGACUCGGGCCCCUGCUAGCAUGGCAGGCUCAGUGAUGCUCUCCACCCCAGUGUCCACAGCCUCCGAGUCCUGGUAACCAGGUCUUGCUUCAAGCUGGUGUCAGAGUUUGGGAUCCCUGGAAUUAACUUUCUCAGGACUUUGGAGGGCUCUGGCCCCUGUGCUUACAGAGCUGGACUGAAAGCUGCGUUUUUUGCAGAGGUGACACAGCAAGGAGACAGUAGUACAGAUGUUAUAGAGGCUUGGUUAGAAGUUGUUGCAACUGGCCUCUCCCAGGAACCACUAGUACAAAACCCUCAAGCAGAGAAAGCAGUUGUGGCCCCAAGGCUCAGCUCUUCAAUACGAAAAUGGUCUGUGGACAUGUGAGAAUGAGAAUAAAGAUGAAAACCUUCUUGCUA